Galendromus occidentalis (western predatory mite) is the source of this 396-nucleotide messenger RNA. RefSeq names its product nidogen-1. Lineage: Eukaryota; Metazoa; Arthropoda; Arachnida; Mesostigmata; Phytoseiidae. The transcript has 2 exons. Bases 58 to 324 code for a protein of 88 amino acids. The record is from RefSeq and is a predicted model, not a curated record.
AGCUCACCGCAUCGUGCACGAGUGUCUUUCUCGCUCGAGUGUCAUCCGGAGAGCACCAUGAGGUUCAGCGUACCCUUAGUUGUACUGGUCGCUCUGAUGGCUUUUUCUGAAGUCGCUCAAGCCCAAGUGGGACCCUGUACCAGAGCCAACAUGAAGCAGCCCACCCUCCUGGGCCAGGAGACGUGGCAGUGCGAUAGCGAAGGCUUGUUCCUCCGAGUGCAGUGUCAUCCAAAAACCGGUUUCUGCUGCUGUGUCGAACCCCGGAACGGAAAGUGCUUGAAAAACACCGAAAAAGCUCCUGGAACUGGGCUUCCGCAAUGUUGAUGAACUGUGCCUUGGGGUUCAGUAUCACAGCGGGAGGAUCUCAUUUCAAUUCUGUACAUAGGGUCGAGAGAG